AUGCGCCUGACCGGACGGGCUCCCCGCCCCUCAUGGGUGGGCCUCUUAACAGCCUCGUUUAUGGGGUUGCAGGCUGUUGGGGCUGUUGAGUUAAAUCUCGAUGACGACCUCUCUAUCAAGAAGGCCUCAAAGCAGGUCGCCACCAACAUGAUGAGUUACUACACCGGUAUGAACCCUGGUGAUAACCCAGGUAACUUGCCCGAUCCAUAUUAUUGGUGGGAGGCUGGUGCCAUGUUCGGCGCGCUAGUCGACUACUGGUUCUUCACCGGUGACACACAAUGGAACAACAUCACCAUUCAGGGUAUGCUGUGGCAGGCCGGUGACAACGGAGCCUUCAUGCCCAGUAACCAGAGUAAGACGGAAGGAAACGACGAUCAAGCAUUUUGGGGGUUCGCUGCAAUGUCUGCUGCCGAGCGCAACUUCCCCAACCCUCCCGCCGACAAGCCUCAAUGGCUCGAGAUGGCCCAGGCUGUUUUCAACACGCAGGCGUCACGAUGGGACCCUGGUACAUGCGGUGGUGGACUUCGUUGGCAGAUCUUCACCUGGAACAACGGCUAUAGUUACAAGAACACCAUCUCUACGGGCGGCUUUUUUAAUAUCGCUUCGCGCCUGUACAAGUAUACCGGCAACCAAACGUAUGCGGAUUGGGCAGAGAAAGCCUGGGACUGGACCAAACAAGUCGGCUUCAUGACCGACACCUAUCAUUUCUGGGAUGGCGCAAGCGAUCUGACGGGCUGCAAAGAUAUGAACAAGAUCGAGUGGACAUACAACACUGGCGUCUACUUGCUCGGCGCAGCCAGCAUGUACAAUGCAACUGAAGACCCCAAGUGGAAGUACCGGGUUCAACAGGUCCUCAAUGCCUCCGACGUCUUCUUUGCGACGAACCCAGUAAACGUCAUGUACGAGCGUGCCUGUGAAACAGUCAACACAUGCAUGGUGGAUCAGCGCUCGUUCAAGGGUUAUCUCGCACGAUGGAUGGCUGCCACCACUCAGAUGGCGCCAUUUACCUACGACCAGAUCAUGCCCAAACUGAGGGCCACCGCCGAGGCAGCGGCCAAGAGUUGUACUGGUGGAAGUGAAGGGACAACCUGUGGCCUGAAAUGGACAGAACAGAAAUGGGAUAACACCAAGGAUUUCGGUCAACAGAUGGCCUCUCUGGACGUAAUUCAGGCGAACCUCAUCACGCAUGUGGCUCCCCCCGUUACCAGUCACGAUGGCGGUACCAGCAAAGGAAAUCCCGAUGCCGGUGGUAAACCCAAGGAGCCAAUGCCAAAGGCUCUGUCAUUUUCCAUCACCACCGCCGAUAAAGCAGGCGCCGGUAUCUUAACAGCCAUGACGAUGGUCAUGAUUGGGGGAUCCUGCGGAUGGUUGAUCUGGGAUUGA
Molecule: messenger RNA, 1383 nt
Organism: Penicillium cinerascens
Lineage: Eukaryota; Fungi; Ascomycota; Eurotiomycetes; Eurotiales; Aspergillaceae
Product: glycoside hydrolase family 76 protein
Exons: 3
Coding region: 1-1383 (460 amino acids)
Biological process (GO): carbohydrate catabolic process; fungal-type cell wall biogenesis
Molecular function (GO): mannan endo-1,6-alpha-mannosidase activity
Source: RefSeq, a predicted model, not a curated record